This is a messenger RNA of Daphnia pulicaria, 482 nucleotides long. RefSeq names its product histone H4. Gene Ontology annotation, molecular function: structural constituent of chromatin; protein heterodimerization activity; DNA binding. The record is from RefSeq and is a predicted model, not a curated record. NCBI's taxonomy places the organism in Eukaryota, Metazoa, Arthropoda, Branchiopoda, Diplostraca, Daphniidae. The transcript has a single exon. Gene Ontology annotation, cellular component: nucleosome. Gene Ontology annotation, biological process: nucleosome assembly. The coding region runs from base 73 to 384 and encodes 103 amino acids.
AUCGUCUCAUUUCAACAUUCAUCUUUUACUUUUCGUUCUGUUCACAGGUCUAUUUAGAAACUCAAAUACAACAUGACCGGUCGCGGUAAAGGAGGCAAAGGACUCGGCAAAGGAGGCGCUAAAAGACAUCGUAAAGUUCUCCGAGACAACAUCCAGGGUAUUACUAAACCAGCCAUCCGUCGCCUAGCUCGUCGUGGCGGAGUCAAGCGUAUCUCUGGUCUCAUUUACGAAGAGACUCGCGGAGUAUUGAAGGUUUUCCUUGAGAACGUGAUUCGGGAUGCUGUUACAUACACUGAGCACGCCAAGAGAAAAACAGUAACAGCAAUGGACGUGGUCUACGCCCUCAAGCGGCAGGGCCGAACUCUCUACGGUUUUGGCGGUUAAUCAUGCCUUCCCGCUGGAUGGCAGAUAUUACUUCACUUCGUCAUCACCAUCGUUCUCAUUUUUAACUCUGACAAACGGUUCUUAUCAGAGCCACAAAA